Molecule: messenger RNA, 1560 nt
Organism: Umbelopsis ramanniana AG
Lineage: Eukaryota; Fungi; Mucoromycota; Umbelopsidomycetes; Umbelopsidales; Umbelopsidaceae
Exons: 8
Coding region: 1-1548 (515 amino acids)
Molecular function (GO): NADP binding; flavin adenine dinucleotide binding; N,N-dimethylaniline monooxygenase activity
Source: RefSeq, a predicted model, not a curated record
AUGGUAUCAAAUACGUAUCAGCGCAAGCCUACUGUUGGCAUCAUAGGAUCUGGAUUCAGCGGUGUAUGUGCUGCUGUCCAGCUCAAAGAGAAGCUUGGCAUCAAGGCCACCAUCAUAGAAAUGGAAGAUGACAUUGGUGGUACAUGGAAUGUUAACAAAUACCCUGGUUGCGCCUGUGAUGUUCCUUCUCAUCUCUACUCUCUAUCAUUUUCCCCCAAUCCAAAUUGGUCAGAGAAUUACAGUUCACAACCUGAAAUUUAUGCUUAUUUCAGAUCAAUUGGCAAAAAGUACGACAUUUACGCACAAACUCGGUUUAAGACAAGAGCUGUGAAUGCAACCUGGCUGGAGGAUUCUCAACAAUGGAAAGUAGAAGUAAGAGCCAUCUUGAAAUGGGAUACCCAGGGCAACUAUGAAGAAGGUCCAAGCGAAUAUCUUUAUUUUGACAUCAUCUAUGGGGCCAUUGGACCAUUCGGUGUGCCUCACUUCCCUGAACUCUAUGACAACUUCAAGGGCAGGGUCGUUCAUACUGCUAAAUGGGACAUAUCUUUGGAAGAAUUGACUAACAAGAGAGUUGCUGUGGUUGGCAGUGGAUCUAGUGGCAUCCAAGUCAUUCCCAAGGUAGCACCUUAUGCAAAGUCCCUGGUCAGCUACCAACGUACUCCAGCUUGGGUUAUGCCACGCCGGCAGUUCAAAUAUUCAUCAUGGGUCAAAAAGUUAUUUACCUGGUUCCCGAUUAUCAUGUGGUUGCACAGAUGUAGCAUUUACGUUCUGAACGAAUUAAGAAUCGUCGGAUUCGUGUAUUAUAAUAUCGUUGGUCCCAUUUUCAAGACUGUAUUGUCAUAUCACAUGGGACAGGUUCUCAAGAAGCGUGGCCGAAAAGAUCUUAUCCCUAAGGUUAUUCCUAAAUAUUCCCCUGGAUGCAAGCGUAUUACCAUGUCAGAGAACUACUUGGAAACCCUUGCGCAAGAUAAUGUGCAUGUCAUCAAUGAAAAGAUCGUUCAAGUCGAUGGAAACAAACUCAUAACUUCUACUGGAGAAACUCACGAAGUCGAUGUUCUUGUGCUUGCUACUGGUUAUAAAGUACAAGAAUUCUUGGGACAUUUCGAUGCCUAUGGCAAAAAUGGCACAUCUCUCAAGUCCUUGUGGCGAGGUGAAUUCCCAAAGACGCUCCAUGGUAUUUCCGCCGCUGGAUUCCCCAACUGCUUCUUCUUGCUUGGUCCUAACACCGGCCUUGGCCACAACAGUGUUGUCACUAUGAUUGAAAUUCAAACACAAUAUACUAUUAAAUGCAUUGAAUAUAUGAUGAAGAAAAAUAUCGCUUCAUUGGAUGUAAAGGAAGCAGUACAAGAAAAAUGGGUCAAGCGUCUUCAAAAGGAUCUGAAACAAACUGUCUGGGCUGGCCAAUGCGACAGUUGGUACAUGAACUCUGCAGGACACAUCACUGCUCUUUGGAGUGGAAGUGUUACAAGCUACUGGUGGAAGACCCGCAAUCCUGACAUGUCAGCCUUUAAUGCAGUUGGCUAUAUUGACAAGAAACACUCGUUGUAAUAUUAUACAAAC